AUGUGUGAAGCUUGCUGGAGGCGGCGAAUAAAAGCGUUUGCUCUCGACACUCGACAAGACUCGGCCCAGUUGACUCCAUCUAUCAACACUAUGGGUGCAUCUUCAUCAACCUUGGACCCAAGGGGUCCCUCACCACCGUCAAAAGCAUUACACGUUUUACGUGUCUCGCCUGGCUCACCAGCAGCUCAAACAGAUAUUGAACCUUUCUUCGACUUUGUGGUUGGCAUCGAUGGAGAUGACUCGACUUCUAGGGUAGAUGCAGCAACACUUAGUCGAGUGGUUGAGCAGCAUGAAGGCAAGACGCUUCCACUGAUGAUAUGGAGCGCGAAAUAUAGAAAUAUGCGUGACUGGUCCCAAACAUCCAACUCGAACCCUCCUAAUAAUCCUCCAUCUCUACUUGGACUCAGUAUGAGACUAUGUAGUCCAGAAGCUGCCCUAGAUGAUGUGUGGCAUAUUCUCGAAGUCUUAGAAAACUCUCCUGCAGAAAGUGCUGGUUUGGUUCCAUAUGGUGAUUGGAUAUUAGGGUGGCCUGGAGGUUCACUAUCAGGAGAAAAUGCUUUCUACGAGCUUGUGGAGGCCCAUAUUGACAAGCCUUUGCGUGUGAUAGUGUACUCGUAUGACUUUGACGCGAUGCGAGAAGUCGUAUUAGUACCAAAUCGAAAAUGGGGAGGCGAAGGACUACUCGGUUGUGGUGUCGGUUAUGGGCUCUUACAUCGAAUUCCACCACAGCCCGUCAAUUCAGAUGCAAUGGACACCAUUCUUAAGCAAAACAUACCUUAUGAUGAACAGGAUGCAUUCAAGGAACCCCAUCAAAAUGGUCAACUCGACCAAUCCGCCUUAUUUGUGCCGGCAGACGAAGACAAUUUUGAAUUUGGUGGAACAUCAGGGUACCCAAAAGCAUUCGAAGAGCAAGAUAAACCCACAACUCAGGAAGAGUUUGACGAGACCCCCGUUGCACACUGGCAUACGGUCAAUAGCAAACCAAACCAAGUGCCUCCGGUGAGCAACACUAUGGAGUCUCACUCUCAGUGGUAUUGGGAAGCCAGAGCCUCUACGAAGACUGAGUUCGCCACCUAUAGGAACUCCUCAAAACCGACCCCGUAUGAGGGGUGGCAUAGUCCAUUCACCCUCUAA
Acaulospora colombiana is the source of this 1134-nucleotide messenger RNA. The record is from the annotation of a GenBank genome assembly. NCBI's taxonomy places the organism in Eukaryota, Fungi, Glomeromycota, Glomeromycetes, Diversisporales, Acaulosporaceae.